Messenger RNA from Brassica rapa (field mustard), 8039 nucleotides. RefSeq names its product probable serine/threonine-protein phosphatase 2A regulatory subunit B'' subunit TON2. Gene Ontology annotation, cellular component: spindle. NCBI's taxonomy places the organism in Eukaryota, Viridiplantae, Streptophyta, Magnoliopsida, Brassicales, Brassicaceae. Gene Ontology annotation, molecular function: calcium ion binding. The record is from RefSeq and is a predicted model, not a curated record. Gene Ontology annotation, biological process: microtubule cytoskeleton organization; cortical cytoskeleton organization; regulation of dephosphorylation.
AAUACAUAUAAUAUCUUAUCCGCGCGUAGCGCGGUUAAAAAAUCUAGUAUGCAUAAUAACCCCAUAUACAAUAACCUAAAGGUCAAGGGUCUACGUAAAAAAAAUCGAUAUUUCUCAAAAAAUAAAUCCCCUGUCAAUUAGGGUGUCUGAUAAAUUCGUCUGUCAAUCAUGAAUUUGUCUUCUAACCAAUUUUAGUAACAAUUUGAAUAUAUUUCAAAAUCAGUAAGCUUAAAUUUUCUCCCAAUAAGCGUCAUAAACAUUCGAGUUUUCUAUCGUAUUUUGAUUUGUUUAGUAAACAUUUAAGUGUUAAUCUAACUUAAUUUUAGAAUCCCCUGAUGAAAUCACAUGGUUACCCGCAUUUUAAGCGGAAAUAGAAAUGAGAAUAGAUUUUUUGUCAUCUAGCAAUGAUUUUUUCAAUGGGAGUGGUUAAGGAAAGACAAGAUGAACCACACACAAAUUAAAAUGCUUACAACGUACGUUUACAUUUAAAAAAAAAAAAUUAAUAUCUCAGUGGACAAUUUUGUAUUGAUGUCCAUGUAUGCAAACAAACACAAGUCAACACAAAAUUAGUCUCUUUGCGUUUGUAAUUUUCUAGGAUUACACAUGAGCUUCCAGUAGUUAUUUGUCACAUGUGAUUGCAUUUAGAAAUUAAUGUCUUACCCGACAAACAAUAUAUAUGAUGAAUUCACGAAAAAUGUUCAUAGUCAACGAUAACACGACUUUAACUUAAGAGCUAUAAAAGGUCAAAAACUAGUUAAUCAUUCAAUAAUGACUAUGAUUAUUAGAGACUUUAAACUAAACAUACGUGAUGAGCCAGAACACUUAUCUUUGAAUCGUUGUGGAUUGAUGAUACAUUUAACUUAGGAGUUUCCAUGUUGAGAGAAGUAGAAAUAUAGCAUAAAAUAUUAUUAAAUAUUAGGUUUGAGAUCAAACUAUAUUUCUUCUUUAAUGAUAUCAGAACUAAAUAACCGCAAACAUAUAUUUUUGGUGUGACAAGCUUUUAUCUAUAUAUGUUUUGGUUAUUGUCUUUAGUAGAACGUUCGACGGUAUCCAACGGUAAAAAAGGCUGAUGUUUUGCGAAUAUGUAUAAACUAGUACUUUAGGUGUAUAUAUAAACUAGUACUUAGGCGUGAAGAUUAUUUUGAUUCAUAUAUAACGAAUCGAAUUAAUACACGGUUUGGGUUUAAGAAUUUUUCAGCAUAUGUUAGAGAAAGAUUAGUCAAAGAAAACAAUUAAUAAUCGGGCACGUGAAUCAGUAUUCCGAAACAACACCUAUCAAAUUUUAAAAUUAAAAUCGAAUGUCAAACAUACAUUUAAGGAAGACAUAUAUUGCUUGGACUGCCUAUGUACAUGGACCCUUACAUUUCGUUGGCGGUAUGCAAGUAUGUAAUCCACAUUUUCGUCUAGUAACCGCAUUGUUAUUUCAAAUAGCUUAAAAGAGCUAUGACUUGCAAAUAAUUGCAUUUUACUAUGUUUUAUCCUCAUUCAUACAAUAUUUAAGACAUUUUUCUCGAUUUGUAGUUUAUUUAUGAAAUUAUAUAAGAUUGAACACAUAUAACUGCAAAAGCCAAAGACACUUUAACAAUAUAGAUAAUCGACCCAUUAGUUUAGUCUUGUGUACAUUUACCAUACUAUUAACGGGACCAGUCGGAAGAAAAAGAAUUGAUAGUCAAUGGGAAGUUCGGAAAGCUCAAAAGGAACUGUAAAGCAAAGUUGGAUCAAAACUGCCCAACACAAGAGCAACAAGGUAGGCCACUUCUUUGAGUUUAUAGUAAAAAUCAAAACUAAUUGAUGGUAGUUUGGUUAUUAUUCACUGAGUUCAUGCCGCAUAUUGAUUCCCACUACACUUAUUUUCCAUUUCAGUAUGAAUUUCAUGAGUAUUACUUGAGGUUUUGGUUUGAAAUCUCUAGCUAUAAUAACAAAAUAUUAACUAGGAUUUUUUUUCAAACCAAAAUUUUAAAUCUAUACGAAACAGUUGAAAAGUGAUUAAAUUAUCAUCCAAAUUUUCAAAAAGUCAAACUCUACAAAUUGAUAAGUUAUAUAUUAGUUCUGAAAGUUCUUAUAUUAAUACCUUUUACUAAAAGUCAUAUUUGUUAAUUUUGAGAAAAAAAAGAGAAUUUUGAAAUAGUUUUUUUACCUUACGGUGCAAAAGUGUGAUGUACUCCUUAUAUUAAGGCUUGGAAGUGUGAUAAUUGUUGGUAAGCUUUUUUUGCAAAUUGCUAAUGGCAUUGGGAAUGAAAAUUGUAUUCUUUUCUUGUAAAAAUGAGUCAAACUAAUAAUAUUAUGUAUGGGUUCUAUUCAUUUUUGGCUCUCUUUUUUUUUUGAACUACCAUUUUUGGAUCUUUUAACAUUUUAUCUUUGACUAAUACGACAGUAAUAACCACAGUCAUUGUCUUCUGGUGCGGAAUAUGUUGUGCGCCAGAAUAAAAACACCAAUGGUAUUUAGUUUUAUAAGUUUCAUGCAUAUUUUAAAUAGGAUAAUUGCUAGGCAGAGAUCAAUCAUAGAAUAGCAUAUAACUUAACAAUCUCUAUAACUGGGAAUGUUUUAUAUUAUAACCUCUUUUAAGAUAUAAGAUGUUUCAGUUGGAAAUUUAAGAAAUGUUUUUAAUACAUAAAUAUUAAUGAAUAUAUCAAUUAUAAUAUUUAACUCAACUAUAAAAAAAGUUUGAGAGCAAUUGCUUAUAAUAAUUAAAGUUUGUUUUUUUUUUAAAUGGAAGCUUUUUAUUAAUUGAAACAGAAAAACCUCUAGAAUAUCUUAUACUUGAAAUAUGAUUAUUAUUUGUUAGAGAACAGUAAUUAUUUAUAAAUUACACAGGUUUCUAAAAUGCAAUGAUUUAAGACAAGUAAUAACUGCUUAAUUUGUUGUGGAAUUUUAAUAACGUUCAUCCCUUUUGAGUGUUAGGGACAAGCUUAAACUAUAGAAAAAUCUGACGUCCAUUGACUCUUCCACCCAUAUUAUGAACUUCACGUGGGGGCUACCCUUCCAUUUGACUAUCUUCUACUAUACAUCAUAUUUUACGUAUUAUUACCAUCGAAAUUAAAAUCAACAAUAGUGGUAUUAAAUAAAAAAUAGUUCACUAUGUUUGAUUUUAGUGGUCAUACAAUCUGAACAAUAACUAGAUUCAGUAUUUGGCCCGAACACAAGCAAGGGAAGCAUGUGUUUCCGGCUCUUCUUUGAAUAUCAAAUACUCUAGCCUUCUAUCCAACGAAAUUUUCACCAGAGUAGCGUAGUUAGUUUAUGGUUAAAAUUAUUAUGUUCUUGGUGCUGAGUUUGAGUAUCACCACUACUUUUUCCAUUAUUUUUAUAUGUAUCACAGCCUCAAUUUUUUUUGCUUCCAGUCCAUAAUUGUCGAGAGCCGGGUCUGAGUAUAUAUAUGUAAAUACGUAUUCUUGUAGGAUUUAAAUCUCAUUUUGUCUAAAUAUUUGUGUAUUACCUGAGUAUAUGUAUGUAAAUAUGUAUUCAUUGUAACCAAAAAAGAAUAUUUACUCGUUACAAUGAACAUCAUUUAUAUUUUAAGUCAGAAAUAUACAUGAAAGUUUUGUACAUUUUAUUGUUCACAAAAAGUAACACCAGAUCCGCCGGGUCUGAGGGAAGACAUUCGAAACAUUUAAAUGGGCCUCCACUAUAUGGAUCCUCCACUCUUUUCGGAAUACAUUUUUAAAAAAUUAUGAUAGAAAUUAUAAUCUUAAAACUUUAUGUAUUUUAAAACAGACAAAGUAUAUUCAUGAUAGAAAAUGUAAAAGGUGAUGAAAAAUUAUAAAAUAAAAAAACAUUUAUGUUAUAGGAUUUAAAUAGAAAUAAAUUUAAUAAUAAUUUCAGUUUUUAUAAAGAAAAAUAAAUAAACUAUGUUUUUAUUAAACAAAUUACAUUUUUCGAAUAAGGUCCAAAAAAUCUCAAGUCCGGCCCUGAGUAAUCCAUAACUUUUGGUAUUUAUCCCCCCAAAUUAACACUUCUUCAGACCUUUGAAAUUCUAAACAUAUAUUUAACUAUCAACUAUCAAGGGGUAUAACGUAAUGUGAUUACAAAAACACUAUCGAAUUAAUUAAAUAUAGUUCUAUAGUUUUGUUAUGAUGAUGUACGAGAUAAUUAUUUACUAAUAACAAGUAUAUACAUUUGGUUAAUAACUUAAUAUUGAAUUCAUGUAGUGGUUAAAAAUUCAAAAUUACUAUAAAUAUUACGUAAAAUACUCGGAGAAACUAAACAAAACAACACAUCUGUGUAUUCACUAAGGUAAAUAUUCAUAUUAACAAAUACAUGAUACGACAAACCCGAUUGGCAUUGCGCACGAUAUUGGGAUUGCACUGUUGCACACUUUUGAGUGAAGUAGUCAAGUUCCAUGUGAUCGAGGCUUUCUUGGGUUUAGUAAUGGAGAAUUUCUUCACAUUUCUCAAAAAAAAAGGCAAAGAAAAGCACACAAAGUUUUGAACAGCUAUUGAAAAGCCAAAACUUUUUCUUAAGAAAUUUAACAGCUUUUUUUUUGCUGUGGUUUUUAAAAGUUUCUUUCUGUGUUCAAAGGACAACCCCGGAUUCAAGGUAAAGGUUGUCUUAGAACAAAGUUGGACUUUGACGAGAAUCCAGACAGUGUGACUGAAAAGCCAAGUGGGGGCUUCACUAUUAGUUUGCCUUAUAUCACCAAUGGUAAGGUCAUGAAGAUACAAAAUGAGUAUCAGUAGGUACUAUUAUCAAAUGCGUUUAUUCAUAGUAAAAACUAAAAGUUGGCUCGCAGCAUAUCCAGCUUCUGAAAAAUAAUUAAAAAUAUUGUUUCCCAAACUGAUCAUUCAUGCAAAUUUAUGAACAUACCAUGGUACUUCUUUUUACCACACUCGUGUACAGUUUUUUUUUUUUUUUUUUUGAAACUCAUAACACUCGUGUACAGUUUAUUAAUCAUUAUUCUUACUAGUUCUCGAACUAAGGUAACUGGAAAGCUACAGGCUCCGAUCCUUUUGUUUACAAUUCAUUUUUAAUUAAAGUCAGGUGAUCAAACACACUCGUGGAACCUAGUGGGACGUAAUACAUCAUAAUUAAUUCCUAACUGAUGUUCGUGCUCGCCAUGUGCCUUUCAAUCUCUCUCUCUACAUAAUAUAAAGGUUAAAGCUACGUACAUAUGAGUAAAAUAAUGGCCAAUUGCGUAUAUGUUUUCUACGCUGUUUAUUUAUUAUUGAAUGUAAUAUUAUGCUAUUUAGGUAUCUUGAAAUAUAUAAAUUUCUUAGAAAUUUGAGGAAACUAUUAUUAUUAUUUGAGAAGAUGAGUAUAUAGAGUGUAGUGUUACUAUAUUAGUGAAAUACUCACAUCAAGCUCCAAUAUGUGUUAAAUGGCAAAUUCAUCCUAAAUUAAAUACCACAAAUAUAUGUCCGAAAGUCGAAACACAUGAAACCAAACAAGGCAACUUUAUAAACCAAACAUAAUUGGAUUCUUCGGGAAGAAACAAGGACCAAUGAAAAGUAAACAAGUAAGCUAGAGAAGUCCCACCGAACCUAGUACGCUCAUACUAUGUGGGACACUGUCGAUGACACGUAAGAUACUGUUGCCGCACGCGACAACGAGGAAACAAAGCAAACGCGGGACCUACUAAACUAUACUCUGCUAACGUGUUAUGAUCUGAGCGAUGGAGUUUGUGGGAGCCACGUUAAUGGUCUGAUACACUGUACGGCUGCGAUUUUCCACCUAACGGGGGAGAGAAGAGAAGUGGAUCGUGUGCAUGACGUGUGUGGUCAAAAAGAAGAUCUCUCUCUCGUACGAACCGUCUGAUAUUGGAUUGGACGGCUGAUAAUCAACUUCGAGUGAUCUCCUGUCAAAAUCUUUUUAUAGACCAUAACCCUCUUCCCCGUUUCUACUCUUCCUGUUUCUUUUUUUCUGUACCGGGACAACCCAAUCCGUUUCUUUAACCGAGUUUGAAUACCGGUCACAAACUCCAAAUCGGUACUUGUAGUUAUAUACAGUCCAGCAGUUUUGCAUAUACCCAGUAAUUGUUAUCCUUUUUAUGAUUCAAAUAUUAGCAAGUAAUUGGGUCUCAUUGUAAUGUAAUCAUAUAUGAAUAUAUGAUUAGAUUAACCUCCAAGAAAACAGGCUGAAGAAUUACAUUGAUAAAAGUAUAUAAUAGUUUAUGGGCUUGAGGAGUCAAGAAACAGCUAAUGGACAUUUUUUGAGAAAGAGCUAAUGGAUAUGGACGCCAUUUGUUAUAUGCUCUGUUUCCGGGAAAAUGAUGUAAUGGGCUUUUAUCACAUUCUGUACUAGAAUUUGAUUUUAUAAAGUAAUUGGCUGAUAAUCAAAAGUACAAUAAAAUCGAGGACUUAUAUUUACUUUUGUCACUUUGAAAAGUUCGAAAGCUGCUCCAGGGUUCAGCUCUCACUCACUGCUUCAUUUUUAAGGUUGUGACUAUUUGCGUGAUUCGAAGCAAAAUGCAUAGUGGAUCUAGCGGUGGCGAGAGCCAUGAUACACCGACGCAUAAGAAGAUUCCGCCGGCGUCUUCCAUGCUUUGGGUUAGAAACCUACGGCGGUACAUUGGUUCCGGCGCCGGAUUAGGAUCCGAAGCUCUAAUGGAGCUUGAGAUCAAGAGAAUCUUGUUUGAGAUAUUUAAAGAAAAGCAACUGAAAAGCCAAGAAUCAGGCACGAUACCUAGUUUCUACAAGAAGAAACCAGAAGAAGGAUCUAUUAGUCAAAGGGUCCAAAAACUUGCGAAAUACCGCUUCUUGAAGAAACAAUCGGAUCUUUUGUUAAACUCUGAUGAUUUGGAUGCUUUGUGGAAUUGUUUGAGAGAAAAUUGUGUGAUUGAUGAUGCCACUGGUGCAGAAAAGAUGAACUAUGAAGACUUCUGUCACAUUGCCUCUGUAUGUACUGAACAAAUAGGCCCCAAAUGUCGUCAGUUUUUCAGCCCAUCCAAUUUCAUGAAGUUUGAGAAGGAUGAUGCUGGAAGGAUUGCCAUUUUACCGUUCUAUCUAUAUGUCCUGCGCACGGUGUCUCUCACACAAGCUAGGAUUGAUAUGAGUGAGCAUGAUCAAGACUCUGAUGGUUUUCUUCAGUCUCAUGAGAUGGAGUCUUAUAUAAUGGGUUUAAUCCCUAAUUUGGCACAACUGAGGGACAUGCUGGAGACCUUUAGACAAACGUAUUGCCGCAUUGCUGCUCAAAAGUUUUUCUUCUUUUGUGAUCCGCAUAGGCGAGGAAAAGCCUGUAUUAAGAAGAUACUGCUCAGUAACUGUCUGCAGGAACUAAUGGAACUGCAUCAGGAAAGUGAGGAGGAAGUCACAGAGACAGAACAAGCUGAAAAUUGGUUCUCAUUGACUUCAGCUCAACGUGUAUGUGAUAUGUUUCUUGCGCUUGAUAAAGAUGCUAGUGGAUCGCUGAGCAAACAAGAACUUAAAGAAUACGCUGAUGGGACCCUAACUGAGAUUUUCAUUGAAAGAGUGUUUGAUGAGCAUGUCCGCCGUGGCAAAAGCAGCAGAGUCAAUUCUCGAGAGAUGGACUUCGACAGCUUCCUAGAUUUCGUUCUAGCUUUGGAGAACAAAGACACUCCAGAGGGUUUGACAUACUUAUUCCGCUGUCUUGAUCUCCAGGGGAGAGGCUUUCUCACCACUGCUGAUAUUCACUCUCUUUUCAGAGAUGUUCACAAGAAAUGGAUAGAAGGUGGGAACUAUGAGCUGUGCAUAGAGGACGUUCGGGACGAGAUCUGGGACAUGGUGAAACCGUCUGACCCUUUAAAGAUCACUCUGAAUGAUCUCUUGGGAUGUAAACAAGGCGGAACUGUUGCGAGCAUGCUAAUAGAUGUGCGUGGCUUCUGGGCUCAUGACAACCGUGAGAACCUUCUUCAAGAAGAGGAAGAACCACCUGAGGAAGAGUCCCAGUGAUGAAUGUUAUUUUCCAUGUCUAUAACUAAUGCUAGCUAAUCGUAGGCCAGAUAGGUUGGAGAAAGACCAAAAGUCUCCCCUGAUGUGUUUGUAUUUUGUGUAAGAAGCUUAGUAGUUGCUGACCUUAAUUAUUUUGUAUUUUGUGUAAGAAGCUUGUUGACGUUUAAUGAAAAGAAAUGAUGGAUGUGUAUAUUAUA